AUGAGCUCUAAAAGAGAAUCAAAAGAUCAGAACAUCAGAACGGCUAACCCUAGGCAAAAGAUGUCGGCUAAAGAGAUGCGAGAUGAAUUGUUACGCUAUGGACAUGAAGGGAAAAUUAACUUGGAUAAUAUUUCAAAAGAAUCAAUUAUUUCCAACUGGAUUACAACUUUUUCACGUAAAUGGAAACAAUCUAUGACUCUUAGGAAUAUGAAAGAAGCAGAAAAUGCCUAA
Messenger RNA from Funneliformis caledonium, 231 nucleotides. Lineage: Eukaryota; Fungi; Glomeromycota; Glomeromycetes; Glomerales; Glomeraceae. The record is from the annotation of a GenBank genome assembly.